UUGCAAAUAUAUAGACAACAUCAUAAGGUAAAAAUAUGGCAAAAGCAGAGGAUGUAAUAAUACUAGUGGUGGUAGUGUUAAUAACGAUAAUGCCACUGGUUGCACAAGGAUCAAGAUGGGCUAAUCUGCUGGAGGAAUCAGGGAAGGAAAAGGUAACCAACCUUCAGUUCUAUUUCCACGACACCUUGAGCGGCAAGAAUCCGACCGCCGUUAAGGUGGCUCAGGCCGCCGACACUGACAAAUCUCCGACCCUGUUCGGUGCCACGUUCAUGGUGGAUGAUGCUCUAACCGAGACCGCCGAUCCCAAAUCCAAGCUCGUUGGCCGGGCCCAAGGCCUUUACGGUUCUUCAUGUAAAGAAGAGGUAGGGCUGAUAAUGGCGAUGAGCUUCUGUUUUGAGGACGGUCCUUACAAGGACAGCACCAUAAGCAUGAUCGGGAAGAACUCGGCGAUGAACCCAAUUCGAGAAAUGCCUAUCGUCGGAGGCACUGGAUUGUUCCGGAUGGCUCGUGGCUACGCUAUUGCACAGACCAAUUGGUUCGAUCUCAAGACCGGUGAUGCGAUCGUUGCCUAUAACGUUACCGUUGUUCACUAGAAAUAAACUAGCUAGAGAGAUUACGGCUUUGUUUUUGGCCAUGUCUACAUGUAAUGUAAUAUUUUCAGUACUUUCCAUUUCUUUACGUUUUCGUUUCAUACCUCGAGAUUUUCUCUUGACGACGAGAUAAAUAAAUAUGUAUUUUUUUUUUUACAUCAAAACAACAUAUACUGUA
Messenger RNA from Eutrema salsugineum, 768 nucleotides. Its product is annotated as dirigent protein 23. The coding region runs from base 36 to 593 and encodes 185 amino acids. The record is from RefSeq and is a predicted model, not a curated record. NCBI's taxonomy places the organism in Eukaryota, Viridiplantae, Streptophyta, Magnoliopsida, Brassicales, Brassicaceae. The transcript is spliced from 2 exons.